GAUCAGCUGUGUGCUUUGCUAGAUGGAUGCUUGUUUUGCAGGGAGGAAGUGAUGCAGGGAAAAUUCCCACAAUGUACACUCAAUGACCAAAGGGGAAGCACAAAGAAACUGGCUGCUUUUACUCGGAGAUUGUCUUUUAACUCACUUCAAUGAGCCAACAAAAUGAUAGAUGGGUUCCAAACUACACAAGUUUUAACAGCAAGCUGUGUCUUUUUCUGAAAGCGAAGCCAAACUCGACAUUGAUGUGGAAGUUUCUUGCCAGCUGCUAGCUAGUUAGCUAGCCAUCUGAGUUAACGCGACGAGUUUGCCUCAGUUCGUCGCUGCUCUUUAAAGCUAGCUUGAAUAACUUACUAACCACUAAUUUGGACUGGCAUUCCCGUAGUGAUGUACGUCCGAUUCCACGUGACAGAGUUUUUAAAAAAGCAUUGCGGAUGUCAAGGUCACAACAGUGGAACAGAAUAGGAUGACACUUUCACCUAUAAUGGCCAGCGCCAUCUGAGGAAUUGUUUGGCAUGAGGGUAUGUUGAGACGUCUCACCCGGCCAGAGCAGAGGUGUCUAGGUGGUUCGGACGGGGCCUGAAGGAGGGGAGGAACGACAGAAGAGGGACCAGGGAGGGAGACAUGGGCCAGUGUGUCACCAAGUGUAAGAAUCCAACCUCCUCACUCGGCAGCAAGAGUGGAGACAAGGAGAGCGGUUCCAAGUCCCACCACAAGAAAGGUGGUAGUGCGAGCAGUGGGGGAGGGCACAAAGAAGAGCCCAGUGCCCCAUGUAGUAAAGCCCCCAGUGAGCUGUCUAAUGGCACCAAGGCCAUGGAGGUCACUGUGGAGACACCUGUCAUCCCGACGGUAACAGGGGAGCCAUGCAAGGAAGAGUGUUUGAUGGACGGGGAUGGACUGUCACUGCUGCGCAUUGAAGAGCUGUUCUGCUGCUACAAGGAUGAGCAGGAGGAUGCCAUCCUAGAGGAGGGCAUGGAGAGGUUUUGCAAUGACCUGUGUGUGGAUCCUGCAGAAUUUCGAGUACUUGUUCUCGCCUGGAAGUUUCAGGCGGCCACCAUGUGCAAGUUUACAAGGAAGGAGUUUGUGGAGGGCUGCAGGGCCAUUCAGGCAGACAGCCUUGAGGGCAUUUGCUCACGUUUCCCUUACAUGCUGCUGGAGGCCCAGGGUGAGGAGAGCUUCAAGGACCUGUACCGCUUCACCUUCCAAUUUGGCCUGGACGCCGAGGAGGGCCAGCGUUCACUGCAGCGUGACAUCGCCAUCGCCCUGUGGCGCCUGGUUUUUACCCAGGACACACCUGCCAUCCUGGAGCGCUGGCUGGACUUCCUGGCAGAGAACCCCUCAGGUGUUCGGGGCAUCUCACGGGACACGUGGAACAUGUUCCUCAACUUCACCCAGGCUAUCGGACCCGACCUGAGCAACUACAGCGAGGACGAGGCCUGGCCCAGCCUCUUCGACACCUUCGUGGAGUGGGAGAUGGAACGCAGGAAAAAAGAGGAGGCGGCACUGAGGGCAAAGGAGGAAGAGGGGAGAUGUACUGAGACUGAGAGCCCGCCCACCACAGACAGACUUGAAACAGAGGGCAGCCGCGGCUCACAGACCUGGGGGGGCCACUGACCAGGAGAUGAGAAAUACUUGGGAGGGGAAGGAUAUGACCUAUAAGUGAACUGUACAUCUGUGAAUCAUUGGAUGAAUAUUAGUAUUACCAUUACAGCUAUUCAUUUCUCUCUCCUUUUCUGUUGGGGUGGGAUUCCUGCUUUGCAACCUUAUUUUCUGGUUCUUGAAAGGGCUCUAAGAACUGUUAUGUUUUAAGCACUUCUAUUUAAGUUAUUGUUUUACUUUGUUUUUUUUCCCUCCCCCUUCCAUGUGUGUUUUAGUAACUGGACAUGUGGUCCAUUUUAAUCUUCACCCACCCACCAUAACCCUGCAGAGAUAGCUCAGUAAAGGCUUGCUUUGAAAACAGGCAACAGAAAGCCAUACCUUUUUUCCAUGAGCAUCAUUUGACAGCUUAUUUUGACCUGGUAACACUGGUGAUAUGACUUUUUGUACAAGGAAAUAGGCUUGCUAUUCAUAUUGCAUUAAGAAGAAGGGAAACUGGGACAACCUGACAACUAAUAACAUCUGACCAUCAAAACACAGGUAUUAUCCUAAGGGAGUAAGGGUCAUCCUGAUUGGACUAAUCAAUUCAGAAUUUGAUGCUUUAUAAAUAUUUUAUCUUGCGGUGCUGUGAGGAUGAAUUGGUUGCAUUUCUAUUGCCUUGACAGCUGUUGGCCUGUAUAUGGCAAACAGUAAUACAUUCACAUUCUGUCAAAAGGGCAUUUUAUCUUUGAAGAUACAAAUGAAAAUUACAUUUGUAUCUUUUUUUUAUCAAUCAAAGUUGAAAUAGCUUUUAAAAUCUCAAGUUGAUUUCUUCAAAAACAGACCCACCCUCUCUCUAUCCCUCUAUCGAGUGUUUAUUGAGUGCUAAAUACUUAGUGCUGAGGAGUGCAGUUAGUGGCUUAGCUUAUUUCAACAGCCAGGGCCGUGCUCUACCUUAACCUCUAGUAUCUGCCAUUUUGAUGUUCACCAGUCUUCAAGAAGUGGGUAGGUGUAUACAAUAACGAUGCUGGCUUUUCUCUACUGCCUCAUUGAUCUCAAUUUUCCAUUUUUUUGGAAAUCUUGAAACUCCAAAUAGUCUAAAGCUAGGUCUUGGUCAUUUCUGGACAGAGGAUGCCUGCACCUGGGCUACAUUCAGGACUGUUACAUUGGGCGUUACACAGCUUUAUAUUGUUUACCUUCAAAAGUUUAAAAGUCUUCACAUCCUUGAACUGCUAUACAAUAAAAUAGUGUGCACACUUCACAGAUCCGUUGACUGCUGGUGAUGGUUGUAAUGAAAUGCACAAAAAAGCCAAUGGCCUGCUAAGUUGCUAUACUUGCAAUGCUUUGCAGAGAGAUUGAUGUCAGCCACAUUAUUUUCCAUUUUUAACCUUUCGAAACUGUUGAAUGAUCUUAAAAUAUAGCCUAGGGUGUUUUUUUUUUUUCUUUUUCUUUUUUUUGGGAAAAGUGAGUGAUUGUUAACCAGAUAUCCUGGCUCAUCGAGAGUCUGUGAAAGGGUCCAGUGUGGUAAGAGGGUGCCCAUAACGAGAUCUGUGAGGUUUACAUCUUAAAAUGGUUUUAUUUCAGAUUCCCCCUUUGUCCUUUUUAUAUAAAAUGUAUUGAUUUAUAAUGAAUAAAACAGUGUUGAACUUUUGACUGUGGACCACGAAAA
Myripristis murdjan (pinecone soldierfish) is the source of this 3241-nucleotide messenger RNA. RefSeq names its product defective in cullin neddylation 1 domain containing 3 (gene dcun1d3). NCBI's taxonomy places the organism in Eukaryota, Metazoa, Chordata, Actinopteri, Holocentriformes, Holocentridae. The record is from RefSeq and is a predicted model, not a curated record. Bases 622 to 1611 code for a protein of 329 amino acids. Gene Ontology annotation, cellular component: ubiquitin ligase complex. Gene Ontology annotation, molecular function: ubiquitin conjugating enzyme binding; cullin family protein binding; ubiquitin-like protein binding. The transcript has 4 exons. Gene Ontology annotation, biological process: protein neddylation.